Eucalyptus grandis is the source of this 1856-nucleotide messenger RNA. Its product is annotated as L-type lectin-domain containing receptor kinase IX.1. Gene Ontology annotation, molecular function: ATP binding; carbohydrate binding; protein kinase activity. NCBI's taxonomy places the organism in Eukaryota, Viridiplantae, Streptophyta, Magnoliopsida, Myrtales, Myrtaceae. Gene Ontology annotation, cellular component: plasma membrane. The record is from RefSeq and is a predicted model, not a curated record. Gene Ontology annotation, biological process: protein phosphorylation.
AUGAAAUACUCCCAUGCUGAUGGAAUGGUUUUCUUUCUCGCUCCCAAUGGAUCACAGAUCCCUGAACGCUCAGAGGGACGCUUUCUAGGCCUCACAGAUUCAAAUUUAAACUCUACCAACUCUAGUACUGCAUUUGUUGCGGUAGAGUUUGACACUUUCUAUGACCAUUCAACAAAUACAUGGGAUCCGCUCUGUCACAUACAAUUCUACAGCAAUGAACUUGAGUUUUGUUUUCAAGAUGAUGAUGACAAUUAUACCAGCCUUUACUAUCAGCCAGUCAACCUGAGAGAGUACUUGCCAGAAUGGGUGGUCUUCGGUUUCUCAGCAACGACAGGGCAGUUGGUUGAGGCUCAUACAAUUUUCUCAUGGGAAUUCAACUCUAGUCUACAAAUCCUUGACGAUGUAAAUGGCACGACCAAUGUGACUCCCGUUGACACACCAACACGAGGGAAAAAGAGUAAGUCCUGGGUGAAGGGGGCUAUUUUAGGCUUAAGCUCUUUGGUGCUUAUUAUCCUUGUUGCAGGAUUUGGCUGGUAUGGUUAUAAGCUAAAGAGAAAUAGAAAUGAUCGAAGUGGAGAAGAAGAAGAAGAUGCUCCAGGAAUUGACGAAGGAUUUGAACAGUCAAGGGGACCCAAGGAGUACUCCUAUAAUGUCUUGGCCGUCGCCACUAACAACUUUGCGAAUACUCGGUUGCUUGGGGAAGGGGGUUUCGGAGGAGUCUAUGAAGGCCACCUCGCUGAUACAAAUUCCCACGUCGCCAUCAAGAAGAUCACUCCAGAGUCCAAACGAGGUGUCAAGGAGUAUGCCGCUGAAGUGAAGACAAUUAGACAUCUCAGGCACAAAAAUUUGGUGGAGCUCAUCGGCUGGAGUCAUGAGAGAAACAAGUUCCUCCUUGUGUACGAGUACAUGUCUAACGGUAGCUUAGACUCUCAUUUGUUCAAAGAUAAAAUGCCGCUGCCAUGGGAAAAGAGGUACAAUAUCGCUCAAGGCAUCACCUUAGGGCUGAAAUACUUGCGCGAGGAUUUGAAACAAUGUGUCGUGCACAGGGAUAUAAAGUCUAGCAAUAUCCUACUUGAUGCACAAUUUGAGGCUAAAUUAGGCGAUUUUGGCUUGGCUCGGAUAAUCGACCAUGCCAAAGGGUCACAAACAACCCUAUUGACUGGGACCAUGGGAUAUUUGGCUCCUGAAUGUAUCUAUACAGGUAAGGCAAGCAAGGAAUCCGAUGUCUAUAGUUUUGGAGUCGUCCUCUUAGAAAUAGCAUGUGGAAGAAGAGCUAUCAACCCGGGGGCAUCGCAAGGCCAAAUUCAACUUGUGGAAUGGGUUUGGGAGCUCUAUGGAAUCGGAAAGCUAUUCAAUGCGGUAGAUCUAAAGUUAGGAGAAAAUUUCAAUGGGAGACAGAUGGAGCACUUGAUGAUUGUAGGCCUCUGGUGUGCUCAUCCAGACCCAAAGGAACGGCCUCCCAUAAGCAAAGUGAUAACCUUUUUGAACUUCGAUGCUUCGCCACCCAUUCUCCCACCAAAUUUGCCCAUCCUGACAUAUAUCGUGCCUCCAUCUUCGAUGCUCGAACCAUUGCAUGUUUCGUCCAGCAGCUUCAGAAGAAGUGAACCACAGAGCACUCACAGUUACUAGCUCUUCCAAUAAGUCUUCCAAUUCAUCUUCUUUGCUUCAGAAUACAAUGUAAGUUCACUGUUUAUAUGGGUUACGGAUUGCAACUAUUCGGUUCUAUGAUUUGUAAUGUCUGCAAGUGGACCUUUGGUUUCUAGUUUCUAUUUUAUCCUUAUCAUGUGAGAUAUUGGAAGUAGUAUUUGUUGGAAGUUUGUUUGUAAAACAAACUAAGUGUAUAUUUCCUUGUCCCA